Messenger RNA from Leptinotarsa decemlineata (Colorado potato beetle), 1513 nucleotides. RefSeq lists its product as uncharacterized. The record is from RefSeq and is a predicted model, not a curated record. NCBI's taxonomy places the organism in Eukaryota, Metazoa, Arthropoda, Insecta, Coleoptera, Chrysomelidae.
AUUCGCCUCAUGAGGUGUGGCCCCGUAUAAAUACUGAGCCAUUUCUUUCAAACCCCAUCAUUUCAUCACUUUUCACAUCCCAAGUUCAGCAUGAGAUUAUUACUGAUUUUAUCAUCUACAUUGAUUUUCUCGUCCCUUGUGAAAUGCGGAUACAUCUCUGGACCCCAUUCUGACCUAACUCCUCCACCACCAUCAUCAACAUACGGGGUCGGGUACGGAUCUGGACAAAGCAGCAGCUUCAACUUUGGAUCUGUGAAUGGAUUAUCCUCGUCACAUGGACAAUAUGCAAGUGGGUUCAACUCUGGAAUAUCUACCGGGUACGAUAUUACCGGCAGAGGAAGUAGUUCGAGUGGAAUUGGAUUGGGUUCAUUUGCUGGUCACGGAGGUUUCGGUAGUGGAACCAGCUCGAGUGGUUUCAGUUCAGAUUAUUCGGGAACACUCGGUUCAGGGUAUGCCCAAGGAAUAAAUUCAGGUUACUCAGGUGGCUUGAGCUCUGGAUUGUCUGGUGGAUCUUUAGAUAUUGGUGGAUUUUCUGGAGGAUUUGGCGGUGGUGCAUCCUUUUCACAAGGAGGAAUCUAUGGUUUGAAUAGCUUGUCGCUGGGGUCUCUGGGAAACAUCAAUGGCGGAACUACUUACUCACACCAAACUCAAACGGUCAAAAUUCCUGUACCACAACCAUAUCCUGUCUCAGUCUCUCGACCAGUACCAGUACCAGUGCCAGUACGUAGACCAGUGGAAGUACCACGUCCAGUUCGAGUUGAAGUACCUCAACCAGUCAAAGUAGUCGUUACAAAACCAUAUCCCGUCACGGUCUCGCGCCCUUACCCAGUUCCCGUCAAAGUGAAAGAAUAUGUCAAAGUACCAACCCCUGUGCAUGUCAACGUACCCAAACCUUAUCCAGUAGUGAUAUCCAAACCAUAUCCCGUAUCUGUACCAACUAAAGUAGAAGUUAAAGUACCAGUACCUGUUAAAAUAUAUACCAAUGCUCAAAUUGGUUCCACUUCCAUUUCAAGUGGAUUCGGAUCUGAUUUUGGAUCUGGAUCAGUAGGUGGUGGUUACUCUGGCGGAUCUGGAUUUGGAAGUGGUUACUCUGGUGAUUUCGCUAUUGGAGGCGGUUAUGCAUCUGCGAGUGGAAUAAAUUCCGGAAAUAUAUUUGCAAGUGGAAGCGGAUCUAUUGGAGAUGGAUAUGCCUCCGGAUAUUCUGGUGGAUAUUCAAGUGGAAGUGGGUCUUUUACUUCAAACGGCAAUCUAGAUUCUUUCAAACAAAACUCGUUCAGUGACACCAGUUCUGGAUACGACUCUGGAUCUGGAUUCAACGUUGGACCUGCAUAUUCCUUCGGUAAUUCCCAUUCUGACUGCAGUAAUAGUGUAGUCAGUGAUAAUUCCAAUCAAGGUACAGCUUACGAUAGUAAUGGUGGUUACAAAUAUUGAAUUUUUUCUGCUGACUAAUUUAUCUAGUCUAUUUUUGAAGUGUACGAAUGUUUAGUCUGUAGUAAUAAAUAUUUAUCGAAAA